AUGUACGACGCAGCUAUUACGGGUCAAGACAGACAUCUACAAUGGCUUCAUAUGGACUACUCUAUCAUCCAAAGCCAAAAAUCCAUUCCACUGGCGAAAUGGUCAAGCCGCGAUCACAUCCUUUGCAAAAUUGGAAUGACGACCAAGCUGAAAGUCGGUCUCCGGUUGUCGGAGUGGGAAAAUUCCUGCAAACACGAAGUAAUUGGUUUGGAUCCUGCCACAGUUUCGAGACUAUGCAAAUGUUUAGAGGUUACGCCAAGUAAGAAGCCUACACUAGCGAAACUCUUCCAGGCCCUGACGCUCAAGGAUAUUCGCAAACCCAAGGGACAGCGCAAAGUCCCCCCUGUGAAUUUAACUUUGAAGACAUUCGUUAAUGGCGGGUUCUACGUAAUGCCAAAUAGUGGAUUAUCGCUUCUCGACAUUGAAUCCAAAAUUCAUAGGAUGCUUUGGAAGCGUUAUGGUCAGGGCCUCAUAUAUUGCCAAGGUUGUCAAAAUGCAAAGAAUGAGCCCAAAAGACACAAAGAAUGGUUUAUGAUGCCUAUAAAUCAUCUGCCCUAUAUCUUGAAGGACAUAGAUUCCAUCUGCUGUGGGGAACGAGGUAAUGCGGGUGUGUAA
Messenger RNA from Lachancea fermentati, 615 nucleotides. The record is from the annotation of a GenBank genome assembly. NCBI's taxonomy places the organism in Eukaryota, Fungi, Ascomycota, Saccharomycetes, Saccharomycetales, Saccharomycetaceae.